Molecule: messenger RNA, 561 nt
Organism: Effrenium voratum
Lineage: Eukaryota; Dinophyceae; Suessiales; Symbiodiniaceae
Source: the annotation of a GenBank genome assembly
AUGUCCCUGGCGAAGUGGCAGGACCCGUCUCAGUGUAUGACCGUGUCGGCGCAUCACAGCAAGUUUGAUGACGAACUCGCGGGCGGGCUCUUGGACUUGGGUGGCGGGGCACGUGGCGAGAGCAUCGGCGAGCUGAAGCUGCCGGUGGGGCGGCGCCUCGCCUGUGGACAGGGAGGCGAAGGUGCGGAGUGGGUGCAGCUCCAUGGGGAAGGAGUGGUGAAGGGCUCCUUGCUCCUGGAGCUGUCCUGCGCCGGUGACGGGCGCAGCCCGGCAAAGCUUCCGGCGCCCGAGCCGGCAAAGCUUCCGGCGCCCGCGCCGGCCUUGCCGCCAGCGCCGCCGCGGCGAGAGCCGGAGCGGCCGGAGCAGAAGGUGUGGGAGGAGCUGCCGGAGGCGAGCCCUGCGCAGGAGCCAGGAGGCGCAAAACCGCCGCCGGCGAGCUGGCGGCUUGAGGCCCUGGAGGCGCUCGAGGCCAGCCUGAAGACCAAGGAGUCCUCCAAGGUCCAGGCCAUGCCCCUUGGGCGCCGGAUCCAGAGCCCCAGCCCGGGGCUGCAGCUCGAGUAG